Dermacentor silvarum is the source of this 1843-nucleotide messenger RNA. RefSeq names its product lysosomal protective protein-like. Gene Ontology annotation, biological process: proteolysis. NCBI's taxonomy places the organism in Eukaryota, Metazoa, Arthropoda, Arachnida, Ixodida, Ixodidae. Gene Ontology annotation, molecular function: serine-type carboxypeptidase activity. The record is from RefSeq and is a predicted model, not a curated record. The coding region runs from base 295 to 1695 and encodes 466 amino acids. The transcript is spliced from 11 exons.
UCAGCCACGAUAGCCAGCGUGCUGCAAUGGCUCGGCGCUAGGUACGAUGCUACCGAAGACGAACGGAGUGCGAUGGCCCUUUUCACUAUCGCAAAUGCUUCCGUUAGUGAAACUUGAUCCUCCGUGUCUCUCACGUACGGCUCUAUCUUCACGGGAUGAGCGACGACGCGGUUGCAAAAUGAACCAAACGCGGCAGCUCUGUGAGAGAAAAACGCUCCUUGUAUCGACUGCAGAGAAGCAACACUCCCACUACACUGUGCUUCUGACUGGAAGAGGCACCUUUCGACCGCAACAAUGAUCGCCGAGGUGCUCCUUGCCGGCUUGGCCCUGUCAACGUUGGCCGCGGCUUCCGACCCGAGUCAGUGGGAAGUGACCUCCGUACCGGGACUCGACCAACCGCUAAACUUCAAGCAUUACUCGGGAUUCCUCGACGCCGGCGAGGGGCGACGGCUUCACUACUGGUUCAUGGAAAGCCAGCGAUCACCAUCUCGGGACCCCGUGCUUCUGUGGCUCAACGGGGGACCGUGCUGCAGUUCCCUCAUUGGAGCCAUUGCUGAGCUGGGCCCAUUCCGGGUGGGCUACCAGGGCAUCAACAUGACCACAAACCCUUUCAGCUGGAACAAGGUAGCGAACAUUAUAUUCCUGGAAUCACCGGCGGGCGUCGGGUUCUCCUACAGUCCCACCGGAAACUACGCUAGCGACGACACCAAAACGACCGACGACAACUACCUCGCGGUGGUGGACUUCUUUGACAAGUAUUCGCAGUUCAAGCAGAAUGACUUCUACAUCGCGGGUGAAAGUUAUGCCGGUGUCUAUGUUCCCCUCCUCGCGCAGCUGCUUCUUAAAAACCCUCGAGGAAUUAAUCUCAAGGGAUACGCUGUCGGAAACGGAGCGCUGGAUAUGGAGCUUCUCGGCAACUCUAUUAUGUUUUUCGGCUACUACCAUGGUCUUUUCGGUCAGAGGCUUUGGAAGGAGCUGACCACCAGUUGCUGCAAUGGUAGCGUUUCCCAGGAGACGUGCGAUUUUGGAUGGUCCACCAAGGAUCCCGCCUGCGUUGAACCGGUGAGGAGAGCCAACUACAUCGUCCUCAACAGCGGCCUGAACGUGUACAACCUGUACAACCCGUGCAGUUACAACGAAAGCAGCUAUUCACUAGCGAUGCGCUAUCCAGGAACCUCAAUGCACAAUGCUAUCAGGUGGCUCAUGAGCAAAAUGUUCAAGCGGCCUACCACGAGCUUCAAUGACGUCAGCCCCACGUGUGUUGACCAGGAUCGCCUGCAGCUGUACUUCAACCGCCGUGACGUCAUCAAAGCUCUGCAUGUCGAGGAAUCGCCACUGCAGUGGUACCCUUGCAACCUGGCCAUCAACUACACAGAGCAGUACAACACGAUGCGCGAGGUUGUCCAAGAUCUGGCCGAGUCUGGCCAGCUCAAGGCUCUUAUCUACAACGGCGACGUCGACAUGGCUUGCAACUUCCUCGGCGGCGAUUGGUUCGUCCACAGCUUGGGAUACGAGCCAACAUCAGAGUACAGAAUGUGGCACGUGGGACAAGUGAUCGCUGGGUUCGUCCAGAACUUCCAGCACGACGUCACUUUCGUCACUGUCAAGGGCUCCGGCCACAUGGUUCCCUUGGACAAGGCACAGGAGUCCCUGCACAUGAUCUCCAAUUUCUUGUCUGGUGCCCCGUUUUUAUGAGAAACCGCCUGUUGAAGCCUGCGUUGAAAUAAGCGCCAAUUUAACAGACGCAGAAGCCUAGAAUAAAAUUCAACACAGUGUUAUACUCUACCGGGCGGAGAUGUUUCUUGAGUGCUUUAUUAGGCGUGUAACUUCGCGUAAGUGCAAG